This is a messenger RNA of Neodiprion virginianus, 1363 nucleotides long. RefSeq lists its product as uncharacterized. NCBI's taxonomy places the organism in Eukaryota, Metazoa, Arthropoda, Insecta, Hymenoptera, Diprionidae. The record is from RefSeq and is a predicted model, not a curated record. The transcript has 5 exons. The annotation marks the transcript as partial.
UACCUCGCCAACACGUGUCAAUUUACUCUCGGAACGUUUAUAAAUCUAGAAAGUGGCCAAUCGUUCAGCUUCUUCGUACUGUCAUUUUCAGACGCAGCUUAUAACGCGAAUCUGCCCGCAUCGCCGCCGUGUUUACUGCGAGGCCAAUCAGUCACCAAAAGAGAUGACUACACGUACACGUCGGGUAUCGGUGGCUACAAAGUUCACACGCGAGCGGUUCUAUGGAACGAAGCUCGAACCACUUGCGAAGAGGAAGGCGGGCAUUUGGCUAUCCUUAACUCCGCAGCCGAAGCAAAUGCGGUAACUCAGCUGUACAAGAAGUCGCCGGCAAUCAUUGGAUCACCUCUACCAGAAUUUGUUGGCAUUGGAUUUCACGACCUUUAUCGCGAAGGUCAAUACGUUACAAUUCACGGUCAGACGUUGGCGGAAGCUGGAUUCACACAAUGGCGGGCUCGAGAACCAAACAAUUCGUACAGAGGCAAGCCGGAAAAUUGCGGAGCCUUGGGCAAAACUGGGGGACUUAAUGAUAUUAGUUGCAAUAUUCCAAUUGGUUUUGUGUGCGAGCUGCCAACGUAUUCGAGGCUCAAGAAAGGUGUCAAGAUCAGUUACACUCUCCGAUACAUCUGGAUACCAGCAAUGGCGAUCAUCUUCGUUGCACUCCAAAUAUCGUUGUGUAUUACACUGACGAUGACACAACAACCUGCAUCAACUAAUCCUGUUGUAGUCUGGCUUUAUCAACCGACAAUAACAGUUAUUGUCUUGGAUUCGCUUAACACGUCGCUGCCACUCCACCAGGAACGGAAUCAGUCGGUUACCACCGAAAGUAACUAUACGUACGUUCCGGGAUUUGGUGCUUAUAAAGUUCACUUGCGACCGGUUUCAUGGAAAAAGGGUCGAACGACUUGCGAGGAGGAGGGCGGUCAUUUAGUAAUCCUUAACUCCCGCGCCGAGGCGAAUAAAGUUACUGAGCUUUUUAGAAAAGCGGAGCAAGCUGCUGGGCCUCUUCACUCACAUUUCUUCAGCGUUGGAAUUCAUGAUUUUGACGAAGAGGGCCACUUUGUAACUAUCGACGGUCAGACUUUGGUGAAGGCUGGCUUCAAUGAAUGGGCGCCCGGCGAGCCCAACAACCGCUACAAUAAUGAAAAUUGCGGGGCCUCAGACGUAUAUGCUCAACUCCUUGACGUUAAUUGCGAUAGUGCAAGGCGCUUCGUAUGUGAGCUGCCGAUCAACUGAAAAAAACACCGAGCAGGAGAUCAGUCUUCAAUAUUUGACGGUGUAAGAUCAACAGUCAUAAAUAUAUUAGAAUUGCUACUGAAGCGAAUGAUGUAAAGGUGGUAAAUAAAACGAUUUGGUCUCAAACAAA